AAGAAAAGCUAAUGAGCGAUUGUACCUCCUCCCCCUUGCCCUCAACGCACACAUGGUCCCUGGGAGCAAAGCUAUUUGAUCUCUCUUCAAGUUUUACAGCUGUGCCCACAUUGCUGGCCCUGUGAUAAGCCGUAAUAAAUACAGAGGGAUCUUGGAAGCAUCUUAACUACUGGCGCAUUUUUUAAGGAGUGUUUUGGACCAAAUGGAGAGUUAUUGACUGAGAUGAUAGCGGGGGACCGGUUGUAAAACCCAGGUUUCCUUGUAAGCUGCCAGCAGUCAGAUGAGAUGUGAAGCUGAGGUCCUGACCGCUUGCCAUCACUUCCGAUCCUGUGGAAUCGUCAGGAGAGCUGGAUGGUUUCCUUGUAGGGUCAAUGUCAGAUGGCUUUCUCAAGCUCCAUGAUGGUUUCGAGGAAGGUGGUGGCUUCUCUGCUGGUGGUGUACGUGGUGGCCAUGCUGGCUGAACAGACUGAAGGCUACCUAGCCUUCUUCACUCGCAGCGACAUCGAGAGGAUGCAGGAGAAACAGAGGAACAAAGCGCAGAAGAAAUCCCUGAUGUUGCAGAAGCGAUCAGAAGGCGGAGACGUUACCGAGCUCUCUGACGUGGAGCGUGUGGACGAGGGCGAGAUCAUCAAGCUGACUGCACCUGGAGAAACUGGAAUGCGGCUCGACCCUAGGCAGCUGGAAAAAUACCAGCACAUCCUGGAGGAACUGCUAACUGAGAUGCUACUGAACGCUCAAAAUGGUAACUGAUAUCCUCAGACCCAGAAGAGCAGGGUGAUACUGCUUGCUGGACUACAGGUCUACGCUUCUGCAAGACUAAAUCUGUAAAGUGCUUCAAAAGAAAAAAAUCUGAUGCAAGCUAAUAAAAU
This is a messenger RNA of Trachemys scripta elegans, 869 nucleotides long. RefSeq names its product motilin (gene MLN). Gene Ontology annotation, cellular component: extracellular region. The transcript has 6 exons. Gene Ontology annotation, molecular function: hormone activity; motilin receptor binding. The record is from RefSeq and is a predicted model, not a curated record. The coding region runs from base 379 to 750 and encodes 123 amino acids. NCBI's taxonomy places the organism in Eukaryota, Metazoa, Chordata, Testudines, Emydidae.